Messenger RNA from Lineus longissimus, 999 nucleotides. Its product is annotated as somatostatin receptor type 5-like. Gene Ontology annotation, molecular function: G protein-coupled receptor activity. Lineage: Eukaryota; Metazoa; Nemertea; Pilidiophora; Heteronemertea; Lineidae. The coding region runs from base 1 to 999 and encodes 332 amino acids. The record is from RefSeq and is a predicted model, not a curated record. Gene Ontology annotation, biological process: G protein-coupled receptor signaling pathway. Gene Ontology annotation, cellular component: plasma membrane. The transcript has a single exon.
AUGAGCGGUACCAUUUCGACCCAUCGAGAUGGUGGAAUAUCUCCAGAAGAAGAAAGAAUAUUUUCUGGGUUAUUACUAACAAUUAACAAAAUUCUCACACCGGCCGUCAUAGUGCUCGGUUUAUUCGGAAAUAUUUUGUCCAUCAUCAUUCUCGGUCAGCCUCGGCAUGCUAAACUAACAACAUGCUUCUACAUGCGCGUCUUAUCCGCGUUUGACUCAACAAUUCUACUGACUCAAGUCCUAGUCCGAUGUGUUGUCAACUAUCACCCAAAUCUCGUGAUCGAAUACGGAAUUUUCUUUUGUCCAAUGAUGCUCUUUACAGGUGGUACAUUCGGUCUUUCUAAUCUGACAAUCGCCGCCAUGACACUGGAUAGAUUUUUAGCUGUGCGAUUUCCUCUGAAAGUUGCCAGUUGGUGCACGAAGAAGCGCUGCAAGAUAACAUCGGGUGUCAUCAUCUUAUUUUGUCUUGGACUUACAAUACCGUUGAGCAUGAGGACCUUUAACCCCAGGCCUGGUGCUGUUCUCAAAGAUAUUUGCGGAUUCGAUCCCGAGUUGUUUCCAGAGUGGUACCCACAAACGAUAGAGGUUAUUCACUCCACUUGUAUGUUGACUGCGCCAUUUUUCCUAAUUUUGAUCUUUAACGUCGCAAUCAUACUAACACUUGUAAAACAGCGAGUCUGCAGUGCCGAGUCUCAGCUACAUUUCCAAGGAACCAAGAAGAAAGACGGCCAUGUCACCGUCCUACUUUUCGCUGUGACCAUCACCUUCUUCAUCACGAAUAUCCCAUGGACCGUUGACCAAUGGGUUUGGGAGAUCUUAGUCAUAGACAUGUCCCCACGCCUGCAGAUGAUAAAAAAGAUCGUAUAUGAGAUCGAAAUUUUCUUGUUGUAUCUCAACCCUUCUGUUAAUUUCUACGUUUAUUGCAUGGCCUGCCAAAAAUUCAGAGAAGACGUUAGAGCACUGUUUUGUCAACUCAUCGGUACCAAAAACGAUGACUAG